CUUCGAUCGGUUCGGCGCUUCGAUACGAUCCUAAAACGAACAUCAUUCGCGGGUUUUUCUAUGUUGAACUUAAAAAUAUUAGCUUCGCCAAGUUUGAGAAGAUGCCCGAGCAAUUCAUGAAUUGCAGCCACCCUCUCCUGCUGCCGCUGCUAGCCGUCGAGAUAACCUUUGAGACGAAAGUCAGUCACCUGGCGAAGAACUCACAAGAUCUAAACAAAAUAGAAGAAAUGACGGGAUAUGGCCUUAGCACAUCGGAGAAUGCGACAGACUCGCAGAAUGACUACCGCGUCCUAGUGAAAGGACUAGGUAAAUUCCAAAGUCAGCUGUAUCUGGCACUGGCAACAAUAACUUCGUCUCGCUACAUGGCUCUAUUUCUACGUCAGAAAAUCCAGCAUCUUAGUGGAGUUAUUCCAGAGGAAUAUCAGCAGAAACUAGCGCCAGCCUACCACAUAUUAGAUGAACGGAUCGAAUUCCUUCUGAGCAAUAUGGAACACACAUAUAUGAUGGGUGCCAUGAAGGAACGAAUGGAAGCGCAACAAACCGUCCUUUUCAACCUUAUAGCUCAGGCGGAUAGUCUGAUCAAUGUCAGUCUAGCGCAAGAUUCCAGAGAAAUGGCCGUAUCGAGCAAGCAAGACAGUUCAGCUAUGAAGAUCAUUGCCCUGCUCACAACUUUUUUCUUACCAGGCACCUUCAUUGCAUCAUUCUUUGCAAUGCCGCUUUUCAACUGGUCCGAGCCUGAACUCCACCAGGUUGCAAACAGUCACUUUUGGGUCUACUGGGCUGUGACAGGUCCUCUGACAUUAGUUACUAUGGCGGGCGUCAUCGCCUGGGCAGUCUGGAACAGCCGUCGCAUCCAGCUCUUGCAGUCUCGUGCAAGAGAAAGCGUGUUUGGUGAGGCCAAAAGACGCAGAGCGAGAGAAAUGGACGAGAAACAAUCCAUGGAAACGGAGAUGAAACGGAGUUCGAUGUCAGAACGAGAUCCUUACAAAAAGUAUUCCAUGUUUGAUAUCCUUAACCACCGCAGACGCCACCAACACGAUUUGGCCACUGCCGAGCCGUGAGAGUUUGGGGUUGGGUUCAACCGAGACUUCAAAUACGAUGCAAUUUCCAAGCAAUGAACUUCAUGAGAAUUAGGUGCACAUUAGGUGCACAUUUAUUAUAAUAUCUAAACAUAUACCCCUCUAUCCGCUUUUCACAGUGUCCUUCUCUUCAACCCUUUCUACCGGCACUCUUUCUUCCUCAUUAUCA
Trichoderma harzianum CBS 226.95 is the source of this 1248-nucleotide messenger RNA. RefSeq lists its product as hypothetical. NCBI's taxonomy places the organism in Eukaryota, Fungi, Ascomycota, Sordariomycetes, Hypocreales, Hypocreaceae. The transcript has 3 exons. The record is from RefSeq and is a predicted model, not a curated record. The coding region runs from base 102 to 1061 and encodes 319 amino acids.